AUGAGUUUUCGCGGUAAUUGCGAGGAAGAAGAUGAAGAAGAAGAAGAAGAGAGAAGAGGGAAAGGCAGAGAAGAUCGUGUGGUUGAGAUUAGAGCCGCCUCAAAUCGACGGUUUCUGUUCGUUGUUGACUUCGUCAACGUUCUUCCUCUUCCUAACGUCCUUUACGGUUCUGUAUCUAUCUAUCUGCCAUAG
Arabidopsis thaliana (thale cress) is the source of this 192-nucleotide messenger RNA. RefSeq lists its product as uncharacterized. Lineage: Eukaryota; Viridiplantae; Streptophyta; Magnoliopsida; Brassicales; Brassicaceae. The transcript has a single exon. The record is from RefSeq and is marked reviewed. Bases 1 to 192 code for a protein of 63 amino acids.